CAAUGGCAUCGACAACCAUGGCGUCCAGCGUCGUCUACAACCACUGUGUCCAUGCGGGUUCCACGGCCCUAUAUCUCUAUGAGCGAGUCCUGAGUAUCGACCAGGAGAUCAAUCUGGUUUGGAAGCGUGGAUCCAAGGGCCUCUUCGUGCCCGCUCUCUAUGUCAUCGUGACUGUCUCCCGUGUCUGCGUCAUCGCGGGGGACUCCCUCGUCCUAUUGGAAACGUGGCGUAAUACCUAUGGCCUUAAGAAGUUGGCGCGUGGUCUCGCGAUUAAGCCGUCUAUUGCAUCACUUCUUCUCAGAGAUGGUACUACGUACUUCUGUGUGCUACUUACAGUGAACAUCGUCACAGCAGUGCUGAGCGCGAUUAACCCUAUACUGGAGAUCGCCCACUUUUGUUUCGUGUUCAAUACCAUCCUGCUCUCUCGGUUCUUCUUGAAUCUCCGAGAAGUCUCCUCCCCACCUGAGCUCAGCUCAAUUUCGUCUACAUUCUCUGAUCUCCACUUCACCGAUGCGUUGCACGCGCUAGGCGGAUCUCUAGCUGAGCAUAUGGACUGUCCGGAAGACGUACUGGACCAUACUGGCGAGUCCAUUGUUGAUGCUGACGAGGAGCACGCUACUUCGCCAAGUUCAUGAUAUUAUGCGAGAAAAACAC
Fomitopsis serialis is the source of this 654-nucleotide messenger RNA. RefSeq lists its product as uncharacterized. The transcript is spliced from 8 exons. The annotation marks the transcript as partial. NCBI's taxonomy places the organism in Eukaryota, Fungi, Basidiomycota, Agaricomycetes, Polyporales, Fomitopsidaceae. The record is from RefSeq and is a predicted model, not a curated record.